AUGGGUGGCACGAACCGCGAAGGUGGCAAGGUGAAGCCCCUCAAGGCUCCCAAGAAGCAGAACAAGGACCUCGAUGAGGACGAUCUCGCCUUUCUUGAGAAGAAGAGAGCCGACGAAAAGGCCCGCAAGGAACUCGCCGCCAAGGCUGGUGGCAAGGGUCCCCUCAACACCGGCAACCAGGGCAUCAAGAAGAGCGGCAAGAAAUAA
Molecule: messenger RNA, 207 nt
Organism: [Torrubiella] hemipterigena
Lineage: Eukaryota; Fungi; Ascomycota; Sordariomycetes; Hypocreales; Clavicipitaceae
Source: the annotation of a GenBank genome assembly